Molecule: messenger RNA, 5900 nt
Organism: Nerophis ophidion (straightnose pipefish)
Lineage: Eukaryota; Metazoa; Chordata; Actinopteri; Syngnathiformes; Syngnathidae
Gene: slc6a1b
Product: solute carrier family 6 member 1b
Exons: 15
Coding region: 569-2389 (606 amino acids)
Biological process (GO): sodium ion transmembrane transport; neurotransmitter transport
Cellular component (GO): cell surface; axon; plasma membrane
Molecular function (GO): gamma-aminobutyric acid:sodium:chloride symporter activity
Source: RefSeq, a predicted model, not a curated record
AGAUGCUCCUUUACCAAAGCUGCUGCCAUGUCGGACUAGUUUGCUGUGUAAAUGUGUGUGCGGCGUGUGGUGUGCAGGGGGGGCUCCACUCUGAGGCAACUUUGCGGAUAUGAGGCCGCGUUGCACGUUUGUACGCCCCUGCUACUCGCUCCCAGUCAGAUAGCUCCAGCUCCUUCUCUUUUUCUUCUUCCUGCCUCUCGUUCCGCUGCACUCUUUUAAGGACACCACCCCCUCAACACCUCUCUUCCAUCCAUCCAUCCAUCCAUCCAUCUAUCUAUCAUCCACCCAACCUUCGCCCUCAGGGUCAUUCAUUAGCUCCGCUUUUGUUUUGUUUUGGGGUUUUUUCUCAAAGAAAAGUACAAGGGACUGACAACUUUUUCGAUGUAUGUGUUUGGUCUUCGACAAACCAUCCACUCAGCAGUGAACCCGCAGCGCUGAAGUGGUUCCCUCCUCCUUCUUCCCUUCUCCUCCUCCUACUUCUCCUCCUCCUCUUCCUCCACCUUCGUCGCCGUCCCUUAAUCCGCGGGGUUCGGACGCGCGCGCAUUGACUGCAUUUCUCAAGCGAGCCAUGGCCACGAACGGGACCAAAGCCUCGGACGGCCACGUCCUGACGGAGACGGUGAGUGAGGCGCCGACCAGUACCCCCAACGACAAGCCCAAGACGCUGGUGGUGAAGGUGCAGAAGAGCAAGAAGGACUUACCCGAGCGGGAGACGUGGGGCGGCAAAUUUGACUUUCUGCUCUCGUGUGUGGGAUACGCCAUCGGACUCGGGAAUGUGUGGAGAUUUCCUUAUUUGUGCGGGAAAAACGGAGGAGGAGCCUUCUUGAUCCCCUACUUUUUGACCUUGAUAUUUGCUGGCAUGCCCCUCUUCUUUCUGGAGACGGCCCUGGGUCAGUACACCUCCAUUGGGGGGCUCGGAGUGUGGAAGCUGGCACCCAUGUUCAAAGGCGUUGGUCUGGCUGCUGCUGUCCUCUCCUUCUGGCUUAAUAUUUAUUACAUUGUCAUCAUCUCCUGGGCUAUUUACUAUCUCUACAAUUCCUUCACCUCUGAUCUACCGUGGCAGACUUGCGGUAAUUCCUGGAACACGGAGCGCUGCUAUACCAACUACAGCAUCCCGGACACCAGGAACCUUACCAGUGCUGUGCAAGAGUUCUGGGAACGCAACAUGCACCAGCUGACCGACGGCCUGGAGAAACCCGGCGAGGUCAGGAUCCCGCUGGCCAUCACCCUUGCCAUCGCCUGGGUGCUGGUCUAUUUCUGCAUCUGGAAAGGGGUCAGCUGGACCGGCAAAGUGGUCUACUUUUCCGCCACGUACCCGUACUUCAUGCUCUUCAUCCUGUUCUGUCGCGGCGUCACUUUGCCCGGAGCCUUCGAUGGAAUCCUCUUCUACAUCACGCCAGACUUUGAAAAACUGAAGCAGUCUGAGGUUUGGCUGGAUGCUGCGACUCAGAUCUUCUUUUCCUACGGACUGGGACUAGGCUCUCUGAUCGCGCUGGGCAGCUACAACCCCUUCAACAACAACGUCUACAGAGACUCGGUCAUUGUCUGCUGCAUCAACUCCUUCACCAGCAUGUUCGCCGGCUUUGUCAUCUUCUCCAUUGUGGGCUUCAUGGCCAACGUGACAAAGAGGCCCAUCGCUGAUGUGGCUGCUUCAGGGCCCGGCUUGGCGUUUUUGGCUUACCCCGAGGCCGUCACCCAGCUGCCCAUCUCUCCCCUGUGGGCCAUCCUCUUCUUCUCCAUGCUGCUGAUGCUGGGAAUUGACAGCCAGUUCUGCACCGUGGAAGGCUUCAUCACGGCGCUGGUGGACGAGUUCCCUCAUAUUCUCAGAAAGCGGCGAGAGAUCUUCAUUGCGAUCGUCUGCCUUGUGUCGUACAUCAUCGGGCUGUCCAACAUCACCCAGGGCGGCCUGUACGUCUUUAAGCUCUUCGACUACUACUCAGCCAGCGGGAUGUGUCUGCUUUUCCUCGUCUUCUUUGAGUGCGUCUCCAUUUCGUGGUUCUAUGGUGUGAACAAGUUCUAUGACAACAUCGAGGAGAUGAUCGGCCACAGGCCUUGUCUGUGGUGGAAGGCCUGCUGGUGCGUUUUCACGCCGCUCAUCGUGGCCGGGGUGUUCCUGUUCAGCGCCGUGCAGAUGGUCCCCCUCACCAUGGGCGACUACGUGUUCCCAGCCUGGGGCCAAGGCGUCGGGUGGUUGAUGGCCCUCUCCUCCAUGAUCCUCAUCCCCGGCUACAUGGGAUACAUGUUUCUCACUCUCAAAGGCACUUACAAAGAGCGCCUGAGGAUGAUGAUCAAACCGGUGGUCUUGGUGAAGGCUCAGGAAAACGGGCCCGACCAGCAGGCCGAAACCCAGAACCAGAACCCCGCAGCCACUGAGGAGGCCUACAUCUAGAACCUUCUGAGUGCGUCUCCCCCGUCUCAGCGGGCCAGUCGGGCGUGAGCGCUCACGCCCGACGAGAAGCGUAAAUCAAGGUUGGGAACGACCACCAGGCGUCCACGUCUGCUUUCAUUCACCUACCUCCUGGGGACACGUGAGACCAACCCGAUCACAUUUAUUAUUCUCAUCAUUACUAGGUCCGUUUUAUUCUUUCCGUUUGUCAUACAGACUUCUAACGGUGUGUGAGGAAAACUUCCCAGCCAUGUGUUGUGUGAUUUAUGCAAAAAAGAGAAAUAUGAAAAUAUAUCUUUUCCAUUCACAGUCCUGCGUUGACUCAAAAGUAUCGAAGCUACGAUUACUGUACAAAUAUGAAUAGAGGCUUGUACAUGAAGUAAAUACAUGGUGACGUUUAAGUGUCAAAUAUGAUUCAUUUUUAGUUUACCCCCACAUCUAGGGGCUACAGUCGCGGUCAGAAGUUUAUAUAAACUUUUAAAGGACAUAAUGUCAUGGCUGUCUUGAGUUUCCAAUCAUUUCCACAACUCUGAAUGUUUUGUGAUAGAGAGAUUGGAGCAUUGGAACAUUCAUGAAGUGUUGGAGCAUUGGAACAUUCAUGAAGUGUGGUUCUUUUAUGAAUUCAUCAUGGGUUUACUGAAAAUGUAAGCAAAUCUGCUGGGUCAAAAGUAUACAUACAGCAAUGUUAAAGGCCAACUGAAAUGAGAUUGUCUUAUUUAAACGGGGAUAGCAGGUCCAUUAUAUGUGUCAUACUUGAUCAUUUCGCGAUAUUGCCACAUAUUUGCUGAAAUUAUUUAGUAGAGAACAACGACGAUAAAGUUAGCAACUUUUGGUCGCUAAGAAAAAAGCCUUGCCUGUACCGGAAGUAGCAGACGAUGUGCGCGUGACGUCACGGGUUGUAGGGCUCCUCACAUCCUCACAUUUUUUAUAAUCAUAGCCUCCAGCAGCAAGAGCUAUUCGGACCAAGAAAGCGACAAUUUGAUUUCUGGAUGAGGAAAGUUAGAGUGAAGCACAAAAAAAAAAAAAAAAAGCGACAUUAACUAGGAUGAUUCUAGAAGAUCCCUUAUCUGCUUAUUGUUUUAAUAGUGUUUUAGUGAGAUUGCAAAGUCAUACCCGAAAGUCGGAUGGCUGCGGUGAACGCCAGCAUCUCUGAGAGAAGCCGAGCAGCCAAGAUCACAGCUGCCUUUUUGAGCUGCAGGAGGAAGUCCCACAAUACACUGAAGCCUCCGGUAAGAGCCGACUUAAUAUCACAAUUUUCCCAUCCAAAAACUUGCUGGUUGACGUAGAGAAACAUGUUCGCUUUACCGCUCUGUGUUAAAGCUUCACAACAAACAAAGAAACACCGUAUGUGUUUCGGUUGCUAAAGGCAGCUGCAAUCCACCACUUUCCACCAACAGCAAUCUUCUUUAUAGUCUCCAUUAUUAAUUGAACAAAUGGAAAAAUAUUCAGCAACACAGAUGUCCAAAUUACUCUGUAAUUAUGCGAUGAAAAGAGACGUUUUUUAGCCGUGUGUGGUGCUGGGCUUAUAUGUCCGCUACAACCCGGACGCACGUGCACGUGUCAUCAUUCCGCGACGUUUUCAACAAGAAACUCCGCGGGAAAUUUAAAAUUGUAAUUUAGUAAACUAAACCGGCCAUAUUGGCAUGUGUUGCAAUGUUAAUAUUUCAUAAUUGAUAUAUAAACUAUCAAACUGCGUGGUCGGUAGUAGUGGGUUUCAGUAGGCCUUUAAUAUUUGGUUACAUGUCCCUUGGCAAGUUUCACUGUAAUAAGGCGCUUUUGGUAGCUUUCACAAGGUUCUUUCUGACCACAGAACGUUCCUCCAGAAGGUCUUAUCUUCGUCCAUGUGAUAAAACAAAAAAUUAGCUGUUUGGCCACAAUACCCAGCAAUAUAUUUGGAGGAGAAAAGGUGAAGUCUUUGAUCCCAGGAACACUAUACCUCCCGCCAAGCAUGAUGGUGGUAGUAUCAUGCUCUGAGCCUGUUUUGCUGCCAAUUGGACUGGUGCUUUACAGGGAGUAAAUGGGACAAUGAAAAAGGAGGAUUACCUCCAAAUUCUUCAGGACAACCUAAAAUCAUCAGCUCGGAGGUUGGGUGUGCCAACAGGACCCCAAACACACAUCAAAAGUGGUAAAGGAAUGGCUAAAUCAGGCUAGAAUUUAAGUUUUAGAAUGGCCUUCCCAACGUCCAAUGCUGAAGAAACAAGUCCAUAUCAUAAACUCAAAAAAUUUAGCUGAACUGCACCAAUUUUGUCAAAGGAGUGGUCAACAAUUCAAAAAUAAGCUUGCCAGAAGCUUGUGGAUGGCGACCAAAAGCACCUUAUAGGGACAUGUAAGCACAUGUUAAAAUUGCUGUAUGUAUACUUUUGACCCAGCAGAUUUGCUCACAUUUCCAGUAGACCCAUAAUAAAAUCAUAAAAGAACCAAACUUCAUGAAUAUUUUUUAAUUUUUUUUGCGACCAAGUAUGUGCUCCAAUCACUCUAUCACAACAGAACAAGAGUUGUAGAAAGUAUUUGGAAACUCAAAACAGCCAUGACAGUGUAUGUAAACUUUUGACCGCGACUGUGUAUCUUUUUGAAAAGCACAAGUGCGGUCUGACAAGUUUGUUUGAAAGCUGUGAGAACGGCGACAAAAAAAAAAAUCAAAAAAAUAUAUAUAAAUAAUAUAUUAAAAAAAUAACUACUUCAGUAGGAUAUGUAGCAAAAAACUGCCAUACCGUUUGGCAGUUUGUGUUGUCCCUCCCAUCCCCCCUCGAGGAACAAUAACAUGUACAGUGUGUCGUCGGAAUCUUCUUUUUUGUAGGAAUAACUUUGAGAUAGUUUUUUUUUUUUUGUAUUAUUUUCGAUCGAUUUUAAAGAGAAAGGACCAAACCGCACGCACCGAGGUGGGAGUAUCCGGUGCGGGAGUAGACGAGCAGAGCGCAGGAAGUCAGUUUUACAAGCACAACGUGGUGUCGGAGUAACCAACUUUUGAAUGGUGUAGCCACUACAUCCCACUGUGACAACAAUGAAACUCCCUUUUUUUUGGGGCAUCCAAUAUUUCAUGUAUAAUAUAUAAAUAUCAUAUUUAGGAACCCACUCCUCAGGAACAAAAGGUAGAUGUGACCAAAUGCUGUCGGACACUGUUAUGAUACGCUUGAAACAGUUCAUGUUAUGUAUUGUGUAUUUCCUCAUAUAGUGACUGAAGAUGGCGUCUAUUAUGGAAAAAAAAAUGGAAUAUUAGUAAACUUGCAUAAAAAAAUGAUGCUUGAUAUAUAUUAGUAUAUAUUACGUUGCACGGCAAGGGGUAAAUAGGUUCAAAUCUAAAUAAAAUGGAGAAAAUGCAAACACAACAUUGCGGGGUGACAACUUGUCACUAAAUUGGAUUGCUAGUUUCCUGAAAACAACGUUGUUUUAUCAUCUUUAAUAAUAUUACUUGUGGUUUUAUUGCACAGUGGUUAAACUAAUGCUACACAUGCAUGACUACUUUAUACAUCUGUCAUUUAAAGGUGUAGUAGUUCUACUUGUUUAGUUGCAGUGU